Messenger RNA from Strongylus vulgaris, 237 nucleotides. NCBI's taxonomy places the organism in Eukaryota, Metazoa, Nematoda, Chromadorea, Rhabditida, Strongylidae. The record is from the annotation of a GenBank genome assembly.
AUGACAUUAGAUUUGAGCUUUGCAUUGGAUGCAAAGGUUUCGCUAAACACUGACGAUUCCUCAGAAGCGAUUGCCACCGUAUGGCUGCCGAUUUACUCCACAGCCAAUGUGACACUAUUCCAGUCAUUGGAUAGUUGUAGCACGGAGUGCUCAUCUACAACCUGGAGCACAUUCCAUCCGGAUCCGAAAUCAGAUAUUCACAUAGGUUAUGAUAAGACAGCAGAGGCUUUAGUUUAG